GGAUUCGCAGUGCAAACUUUCUUCGCUUUUCAAUUGUGAAGUGUUUUAUACGAAAUUAAUCCUAAAGCGCCACCAAAAUGGAUAUUAGCCGCAUGCCUAACGAAAGGAAACUCUACCUGUGCAAAUGGUACUUCAAAGCUGGACUCGCAUUGCUACCCUUUCUGUGGUCCAUCAAUUCGGUAUGGUUCUUCAAUGAUGCUUUUCGGAAGCCGGCCUACGAUGAGCAAAAGGAAAUCAAGAAAUAUGUGAUAUUUUCGAUUGUGGGAACGUUGGUGUGGCUCGUGGCGAUUGUUUCCUGGGUGGUCACGUUCCAGCUGAAACGUGAAACGUGGGGUGAAUUCGCAGACAACAUCAGUUUCCUUGUCCCUCUCGGAAGGGCGUAGACCCGAUGGCGCAACCGCAGCAGCAGCACUCUCACAAACCUCAUCCAUUAAUUUAACCACCAUUUCUCGCUAAUUAAAUAAUACGUAAAAUAUUAAAAUCUUUGUGGUGUUUUGAAAGAUU
Molecule: messenger RNA, 504 nt
Organism: Anopheles bellator
Lineage: Eukaryota; Metazoa; Arthropoda; Insecta; Diptera; Culicidae
Gene: pen-2
Product: gamma-secretase subunit pen-2
Exons: 3
Coding region: 78-383 (101 amino acids)
Biological process (GO): Notch receptor processing
Cellular component (GO): gamma-secretase complex
Source: RefSeq, a predicted model, not a curated record